Molecule: messenger RNA, 596 nt
Organism: Drosophila hydei
Lineage: Eukaryota; Metazoa; Arthropoda; Insecta; Diptera; Drosophilidae
Product: 40S ribosomal protein S13
Exons: 3
Coding region: 77-532 (151 amino acids)
Biological process (GO): translation
Cellular component (GO): ribosome; nucleolus; cytosolic small ribosomal subunit
Molecular function (GO): structural constituent of ribosome; small ribosomal subunit rRNA binding
Source: RefSeq, a predicted model, not a curated record
UAUGUAGACAUUUAGCUCAACUUGGCAAUUUAUAAGUCUCCACUUUCUUUUCGGUAUCAAAAACUAAACACUCAACAUGGGUCGUAUGCACGCUCCAGGCAAGGGUAUUUCCCAAUCAGCUCUACCAUACAGACGAACAGUGCCAUCAUGGCUGAAGCUCAACGCUGAUGAUGUCAAGGAACAGAUCAAGAAACUUGGCAAGAAAGGCCUGACGCCUUCCAAAAUUGGUAUAAUUUUGCGUGAUUCUCAUGGCGUUGCCCAAGUGCGCUUUGUUAACGGAAACAAAAUCCUGCGCAUCAUGAAAUCGGUUGGUCUUAAACCAGACAUUCCCGAAGAUCUAUACCAUAUGAUCAAGAAGGCAGUUGCCAUUCGUAAACAUUUGGAGCGCAAUCGCAAGGAUAAGGACGGCAAGUUCCGUUUGAUUUUGGUAGAAUCCAGAAUUCACCGGCUGGCACGCUACUAUAAAACAAAGAGUGUACUGGCUCCGAAUUGGAAAUAUGAAUCCAGUACAGCAUCUGCUCUGGUUGCUUAAUUUGCCUACGCAAUUUUUUACGCAAUAUAAAUAAACAACAAAAACAAAAAAAAAAUCAUAUUAA